AUGCCUCCGCAAACUUCAGAAGCUCUUAUAGCUCUCAAUUAUUACGGCCGCUAUACUACUAAAAAAGAAUACGACCGCGCCUUUCAAGAAGCGCGCGAUUGGGCUUUAGAAGAUAUGGAAACCGAUAAUGAAAGAGUAAAACGACCGAAAAGCGAAUGUGCUGCCACGUCAGCACGUAUAUUCGGAAUCAAAGAACCUGCUUUACGAAAAGCUGUAUACCGAGCUAAAAAGAAAAAGCGCAAUCUUAUCACAAUACGCGCUAGAAUCAAUCACUUAAGAGCAUUUAAAGAUUGGCUCCGCCGAAACCCCGAUCUUUAUACAAUCAAGACUAAACCAAUCGAGCGCGUUAGACUCGAAUCGCAUACCGAAGAGGAGAUAAAGAAAUGGUUCGAAGAAUUGCAAAAGGAUAUAGUUCUUUAUAAUAUCAACAUUCCGAAAAAGCUUUUGAAUAUGGACGAGUCGGGAGCGCGUGUUAGAUGUCCGCCGAGAGAGACUGUGAUCGUUCUAAAAGAAGUCAAAGAAAUGUAUACAAGCUCUUUAAACAAUCGCAAAUCGAUUACAAUCAUUGAAACUAUUCGAGCAAACGGCAAAAAGACUCUUCCGCUAUAUAUCAUUACACCGAGCAAGAAGAUUAUAGAGAAUUGGAUUACGGAUGAGCUUACAAGAAAGAGAUCAAUACUCAACGAAGAAAACGAUAAAGAUAAUCUCGAGCUUCCCGCGCUUCGUCCUUUUCGACUUGAAGAUUUAUGGACUACAACUGCAAAAAUCAAUUUAUUACGCACUCAAGAUCCGACACAGUUUUCCGAUGAUACGAAAGAACUCUUUAAAAUUACGAUGAAGCAAGCUUCUAUCGAGCUUCAAAAAGCACAUCUUACUUCGAUGGAACAUAUUAAUCUUCAGGAAAAGAUUAGAGAAGAUAGGAAACGCAAAAGAACAUCGCGAAAGAGUAUUUAUAAAAGAGGUUCUUCUACUGCAACUAGCGAUUUAAAAGAACGAAUUCAAAUUCGUACGGAAGCAGAAAGGGUAGCGGCGUUACGAAAAGCUAAGAAAACACUUCAAGCAGCUAUCAACAAGCACAAUAAGCUCUUGAAAGAGCAAGGUAUAGCUGCUCGAAGAGCUAAUAGAGCUAAAAGAGACCGAGUUCAGCUUGCAAUUACAAGAAAUAGCUUGCUUGCACCCGAAGAUUUAAUCUUAGAUCGAGAGCUUGAUAAAGCACUUACUACGAUCGAAGACGCUCGCUCAACGCGCGAAGGUCACCUUGAACUAUUCUAUAUAGUUCUUCAAUUGGAAGCUGAAUUAAAAAGAGAAACGAAGAGCUAUAUCGAUUUUCUUGAGCUUGAUCUUUUAAUUAAGACUAAUAAUUCACGAGUAGAACAGCUAAAUCACGACGAAUUCCGCGAAUCGAGUCCAAUUAAAAGUAUUUUAUAA
This is a messenger RNA of Drepanopeziza brunnea f. sp. 'multigermtubi' MB_m1, 1428 nucleotides long. Lineage: Eukaryota; Fungi; Ascomycota; Leotiomycetes; Helotiales; Drepanopezizaceae. The record is from RefSeq and is a predicted model, not a curated record.